This is a messenger RNA of Seriola dumerili (greater amberjack), 2961 nucleotides long. It is a transcript of the gene unc5b, whose product is annotated as unc-5 netrin receptor B. Gene Ontology annotation, biological process: anterior/posterior axon guidance; netrin-activated signaling pathway. The coding region runs from base 1 to 2961 and encodes 986 amino acids. NCBI's taxonomy places the organism in Eukaryota, Metazoa, Chordata, Actinopteri, Carangiformes, Carangidae. The transcript has 19 exons. Gene Ontology annotation, cellular component: membrane. The record is from RefSeq and is a predicted model, not a curated record. Gene Ontology annotation, molecular function: netrin receptor activity; protein binding.
AUGGUGGUGCAGGGGGUAGCACUGUCGCCUCACAGCGAGAAGCCCUGUGAUGGACUGGGAGCCUGUCCAGGAUGUACCCCGUCCUCACCCAAUCCACAGCGCUACCAGGCUCUGAGCUGUGGGCAGUGCUGCCUCAGACUCGUCUGUCCCCGCUGGCCCUUUCGUGGUGGAGGAGGUUUGGGUCAAGAGAUGCCCACACCUGAAGACGAGAGCAGCGACUACAGCGAGGCCGAGGUCCUCCCCGACUCCUUCCCGUCAGCGCCGGCAGAGCCUCUCCCAGAAUUCCUGCUGGAACCGGAGGACGCUUUUAUCGUAAAGAAUCGGCCGGUCCAGCUGCGGUGCCGGGCGUCACCGGCCACGCAGAUCUACUUCAAAUGCAACGGAGAAUGGGUCAAUCAGAACGAUCACAUCACCAGAGAGAGCCUGGACCAGAUCACAGGUCUGGUGGUGAGGGAGGUGGACAUCUCAGUGUCGAGGACCCAGGUGGAGGAGCUGUUUGGGCUGGAGGACUACUGGUGCCAGUGUGUGGCCUGGAGCUCGGCUGGCACCACCAAGAGCAACCGUGCCUACGUUCGCAUCGCAUACCUGAGGAAGAACUUUGAACAGGAGCCGCUGGGGCGGGAGGUGCGACUCGAGCAGGAGGUGCUGCUGCAGUGUCGCCCCCCGGAGGGCAUGCCCGCCGCUGAGGUGGACUGGCUGAAGAACGAGGAUGUCAUCGAUCCGUCACAGGAUUCCAACUUCCUGAUCACCAUCGAUCAUGAUCUGAUUAUCAAACAGGCCAGACUCUUAGACACCGCCAACUACACCUGUGUGGCUCGUAACGUGGUGGCCAAAAGACGCAGCAGCACCGCCACACUCAUUGUUUAUGUGAGCGGAGGUUGGUCUUCUUGGACUGAAUGGUCACAGUGUAAUGCUCAGUGCGGGCGGGGUUGGCAGCGACGAACACGCAGCUGCACCAAUCCCGCCCCUCUGAAUGGAGGAGCCUUCUGCGAGGGUCCGCCCUUCCAGAGAGUGACCUGCACCACACUGUGCCCAGUGGAUGGAGGCUGGACAGAGUGGGCAAAGUGGUCCGCCUGCGGGACAGAGUGCACCCACUGGCGCAGUCGCGAGUGCCAAGCCCCCCCACCCAUGAACGGAGGAAAGCACUGCAGCGGCAGCAUGAUGGAGAGCAAAAACUGCACUGAAGGGCUGUGUACACGAAAUAAAAAGAUUUCUAUUGAACAUGCAAGCCAUCCGCUGGCCCCAGGUAUGGGUGUAGCGGUCUACGCCGGUCUGGUGGUGGCCCUGCUGCUGUGUGUGAUCCUGGCGCUGUGCGUGGGAGGCCUCGCAUAUCGCCGCAGACGCCGCCAUCUCCACGGAGAUAUCACCGAUUCUUCGUCUGCUCUCACCACCGCCUUUCACCCUGGCAACUACAAGCCUCCCAGACAGGAUAACCCUCACCCUCUGCAUCCCUCAGCUCCUCCCGAUCUCACAGCCACAGCGGGGGCUUUCCGCGGACCCCUCUUCUCGCUGCAGCACGGGGUCAACGACAGCCCCCACAAAAUCCCCAUGACCACCUCUCCCCUGCUGGACCCCUUGCCCAGCCUCAAAAUCAAGGUGUACAACUCCUCCACUCUUUCCUCCCUGGAGCUCCCUGCUGACAUGGUCUCAGGAGACGGGGAGAUCCUCAGCCUGAAGUCGGUAGGCACCGUGGGUAGAGAGCGGGAGUAUCAUAGUCACACCCUGUCCAGAGAGCCCGGGCUGAGCACCAGCGCCACCCUGGGUAACCUGGGAGGACGCCUCACCAUCCCCAACACAGGUGUGAGCCUGCUGGUCCCCCCUGGCACAAUCCCCCAGGGGAAGUUCUACGAGAUGUACCUCAUUAUUAACAAGUGGGACAAAACAACGCUACCCUCUGAGGGCAGUCAGACUGUGCUAAGUCCUGUGGUGAGCUGUGGCCCGUCUGGUAUGCUGCUGAACCGUCCUGUGGUCCUCACAUUGCCCCACUGUGCCCAGCUAGACACACCUACACCCGACUGGACCCUCACACUCAAGACUCAGACGCACCAGGGGGCCUGGGAGGAGGUGCUGACGGUGGGCGAGGAGACUUUGUCGUCUCCGUGCUACCUGCAGCUGGAGGAGGAGUGUUGUCACGUUCUCAUGGAGCAGCUGGGAACGUACGGCCUGGUGGGCCAGUCCUGCCCCCCGCAGCCUGCCUGCAAACGCCUGCAGCUGGCCCUGUUCGCCCCCCGGGCACCCUGCCUCUCCCUUGACUACAGCCUCCGGAUCUACUGUAUCCAUGACACCCCACAUGCCCUCAAGGAGGUGCUGGAUCUGGAGAGGAGUCUAGGCGGAGUUUUGCUGGAGGAUCCCAAGCCACUGCUCUUCAAAGACAGCUACCACAACCUGCGCCUGUCCAUCCACGACAUUCCUCACACUCACUGGAGAAGCAAACUUCUGGCCAAGUACCAGGAGAUCCCGUUCUAUCACAUUUGGAGCGGCAGUCAGAGACCACUGCACUGCACCUUCAGCCUGGAGAGAGGCAGCCUGGCCGUGUCGCAGCUCACCUGUAAGAUCUGUGUCCGACAGGUGGAAGGGGAGGGACAGAUAUUCCAGCUGCAUACAGAUAUUCAGGAGACUCUACCACCGCACUCGCCCCUCCCCUCAGGAGGCACCUGCCUGCCUUCCUCUCAAGUGGGACCCUAUGCCUUUCGCUUGCCUGACUCCAUCCGCCAGAAGAUCUGUGCCAGUUUGGAUGCACCCAGCGCUCGUGGGUGUGACUGGAGGCUACUGGCACGCAGUCUGGGCUUUGACAGGUACUUGAACUACUUUGCAACAAAGCCCAGCCCCACAGGUGUUCUGCUGGACUUAUGGGAAGCCUGUCACCAAGGUGACGCAGACCUGGUCUCUUUGGCGACCGCGCUGGAAGAGAUGGGCAAAAGUGAGGUGCUAGUUGUCAUGACAACUGAUGGGGAUUGUUGA